AUGGCGGCGCGCGCAGCGGUGUGGCUGGCCAGCCUCGGCUGCGCGGUGCAGGUGAAGGCCGGGACCCAGGUGGACGGAAGCGGCACGACGAAUCCGUCCAAGUUCUUUUGGCAGCUCAUGGAGACGAUGGAGGCGCGCGCCAAGGAGGACAUCCGCCUGACAUACCGUGCCGUCGGCAGCAGCAACGGCCAGAGGGAGUUCAGCUCGGCUUCCGAAUCCGCGGCGGACAGCGGCGACUACUCGUCCUCCGUCAAUGACUUCGGCGCAGGUGACAUCCCGAUGACGCAGGAACGCUACGACGGAAUGCUCGACUCCGGCAGGGAGAUGCUCCACGUGCCAUUCUGCUUGGGGGCCAUCGGCGUAUUCCACAACGUCCCCGCAGCCGAAGUCGGCAACGACGGCCUCAAGCUGUCACCGUGCGUGCUCGCCAAGAUCUUCGACGGCGCGAUCACGACCUGGGACCACGCUGACAUUGCUGUGGACAACCCCAACCUGCAGGUGCCCGCGGGCAAGCAGAUCAAGGUCUGCCAUCGCUCAGAUGGCUCCAGCAGCACCACCGGCUUCACCGGCUAUCUGGAGAACAAGUGCUUGUCAGAUUGGCCCAGGGGGUCCGGCAGCACGAUCACGUGGAGCACGUCGAGCAACUUCCAGGACAACGAGGGCUCGCCAGGCGUGACCUGCCUUUGCACGGUGGCGGAUCUCUGA
Messenger RNA from Prorocentrum cordatum, 705 nucleotides. The record is from the annotation of a GenBank genome assembly. NCBI's taxonomy places the organism in Eukaryota, Dinophyceae, Prorocentrales, Prorocentraceae.